AUGUCUGAAGAAGUCAUCCACGCAAUAACAAUUGGCCAAAUUUCUGAUUUCAAUAGUUUGCAGCUUAAAGAAAUUCCUCUGCCACACGUACCGACUGGCUAUGUCUUAAUUCAAACCGAAUUUGCUAUCGUCAAUGUUGCAGACGAACUAGCUGUCUCUAACAUUACAAAGCGUCCAGCUCAUAGUACUCUUGGACUAGAAGGGUCAGGUGUUGUCGUUAGAAGUGGAGGUGGCCAGCUUGCAGACUCCUUUUUAAAUCGAAGAGUGGCAUUCUUAUCCCGAGGUCCUCAAGCAACAGGCUCUUUCUCUGAUCUUGUCAUCACUGAUGCUAAAUAUGUGCUUCCAUUGCCUGAUCAAAUUUCUUUUGAGCAAGGAGCCAGCUUACUUUAAUAUACACUUUCAUAAUAAUUAUCGGUUAAAUAAUAUAUUCUAAUAUAAAUAUAAUAAAAAUUAACACCUUAAAUUCAUCAUAACUGUAAAUAACCCAUUUACUGCUGCAUAUCUUGUCAAAAAGAUAAAAGACGGUAAUCAUAGAGCUGUGAUCCAAAAUGCUGCUGCCAGUACAGUGGCCAGAUGUCUGUUCCAAUACUGUACAUAUUUAGGAAUUCCAGUUAUAAACCUUGUGAAGGACAAUGAAGAAGAAAAUUUAUUGCGUUCGCUAAAUGCUGAAUAUAUUAUUAAUGUUUCUCAACAAGGCUGGAUAGAUAGGGCAAAAGAGCUAGCAAGGUCAAUUAAAGCAACUAUAGCGUUUGACAGCGUUGGAGGAGAUUUCACUGGGGAAUUGUUAGAAAUUUUAGAUGAGCCAGGAAUCUUAUAUGUGUUUGGAGCUUUGUCACUGCAGCCAUGCAGAAUUAAACCUUCUGCUUUAUUGGGACAGAAGAAAACAGUAUUGGGAUUGGAUAUAGAAAAAUGGCUAGCUAAAACGACCACUUUGAAGAAGACAAAACUGCUGCAGAAAGUCCAGGGUUUGAUAGGAAAUGUGAUUAAUGUGGAUUAUACUGAUACUGUGGGAUUAGAUAGAGUGAAAGAUGCAUUGUGCCAAUAUAGAGAAAAAAAGACAGCCAAUAAAUUUUUGAUUAGAACAAGAAAUCAUUAA
Messenger RNA from Blepharisma stoltei, 1096 nucleotides. The record is from the annotation of a GenBank genome assembly. NCBI's taxonomy places the organism in Eukaryota, Ciliophora, Heterotrichea, Heterotrichida, Blepharismidae.